This is a messenger RNA of Ostertagia ostertagi, 561 nucleotides long. NCBI's taxonomy places the organism in Eukaryota, Metazoa, Nematoda, Chromadorea, Rhabditida, Trichostrongylidae. The record is from the annotation of a GenBank genome assembly.
AUGAUUCGUAGAAAUGUAUUGUUGGGCAUCGCGAUGUCCACCGUUCUCGGCGGAGCCAACGCAGAGACCUAUCCCAGCAAGCCGGUCACGUUGGUAGUGCCCAGCGCACCAGCCGGUUCGACCGACAUCGUGGCACGACUGAUUGGUGAGCAGCUGCAAACAGCACUGGGACAGGCGGUUGUAAUCGACAACAAGCCGGGCGGAAGUGGAAACAUUGGCACAGAGUUCGUUGCGCGAGCUCCCGCUGACGGCCACACCCUGUUGGUGCAGUACUCUGGUUAUCACGUUGGGAAUCCUGCCUUGUUCUCGCAGAUUCGCUGGAAGACUUCUGACUUCGCUCCCAUCGCACUCGUAAUGCGCGCCCCGCAUGUUGUGGCUGUCAGCGGUACCUUGCCAGUGACGAAUCUCAAGGAGUUCAUCGCCUAUGGUCAGAAGAACUCCAAAGGACUUUUCUACGCAUCCUCGGGAAAUGGGUCGAUUCAGCACAUCGCAGGGGAGAUGUUUGGCAAGCAAGCCAAAGAUGCGAUAGAGUCGUCCGGCGCUGAUGCCCGAUGCGUUUGA